Scophthalmus maximus (turbot) is the source of this 2977-nucleotide messenger RNA. RefSeq names its product Rho guanine nucleotide exchange factor (GEF) 39 (gene arhgef39). Lineage: Eukaryota; Metazoa; Chordata; Actinopteri; Pleuronectiformes; Scophthalmidae. Gene Ontology annotation, cellular component: plasma membrane. The transcript is spliced from 12 exons. Gene Ontology annotation, biological process: positive regulation of cell migration. The record is from RefSeq and is a predicted model, not a curated record. Bases 146 to 1417 code for a protein of 423 amino acids. Gene Ontology annotation, molecular function: guanyl-nucleotide exchange factor activity.
AGCAGCCAAUCAGCGUGUCCGUCGUACGCCGCUGGCCGGAAGAAGGAAGCUGAAUGUAAAAAAGGGCGCCUUGAUUAAAAGCGGAGACGUUACCUGAAGCGCCCUCCUCCUCCUCCUCUUCCUCCUCCUCCACAUCACCGUGACCAUGAGUCUCCUCCCUGGUCCAAGCGGCACCAUCCAGGAGCAGAGGGACCGCUGGGAGAGGAAACGCAGCCGAACGGCCAAAGAGUUGGUGAAGACGGAGCAGCUCUACUGCCAGCAGCUGAGGCUGGUCACCACUUACUUUGUGGAGAUCCUGAAGGCCAAAGGAACCCUGAAACAGGACAUUAGAGAAAACAUCUUCAGUUCAAUUCAAGCAAUUCAUUCCGUAAACCAAUCUUUGUUGGUCCAUUUGGAGAACGGCUACUUUGGCCGAGGAUUCGACCAGUUCUGUCCACAUCUGCAACACUACGACGCGUAUGCGGACAACAUCUAUAACGCCAACAAAGUGCUCGGGACCCAGCUGAAAAAAAACAAGGCCUUCAGACGUUUCAAGAAACUACAGGAAACCCGACCGGAGUUCGACAACCACGAGCUGGAGGAUUUACUGCAGCUUCCCCUUCAGCGGAUUGAUCAGUACAUGCAUUUCUUACAAGACCUGACUGCCAACACGAGUCCAGACAAUCCAGAGUUUGAGCAGCUGUCUAGGGCGGUGACUGCGGUGGGCAAAGUGUCCCAGCGCAUCCAGAACAAUACCAGGCGCCAUGAGAACCACCUGCAGCUCUGCCGGGUGCAGAAACUGCUGAAGGGACGGAGUACAAAGGUGCUGGCUGCAGGGAGGUGGUACAUCCGCGAGGGCUGGCUGAAUAUGGUUCCUCCGAAAGGUGCAGAGGCAAAGCCCAAGAUGUUCUUCCUGUUCUCUGACAUGCUGCUGCAGGCCAAGCGCUGCAGCCCACUGCAUCCCACCAAUGGGGACAAAUUCACCGGCCAGCACAUCUACCCGCUGCAGGAUUGCACUGUGGAGAAGGUGUUUGGGCACACCAAGAGCAAAGGAGGCCUGCUCAGUCUAACCUUCCCCAAAGCCAAGCUCCUGCUCAUGUCCAGCAACCAGAAGGAUCUGAACGACUGGCACCAAAGUCUGAGCUCAGCAAUCAGUAAGCUGCACUCGAAACAGACAGUGAUCCAUCAAAGAGGUGAGUGUGGCCAGAGACCCCUCCACUCAGCCGCUGACAGCCACAACACACCGAGCAGCAGCAGCAGCAGCAGCAGCAGCAACAACAACCCCGGAAGGAAGAGAAACAUGGGAAACACUGAGGCCACUGAGCCUCCCCGGGAUCAUCCAGUGUGGGAGGGCAGCGCCCCCAAAAGGAUGAAGCAGUGUGACGCUCCAGAGCAGAGCAGUGCGGAGGCGUCCACCUCUGGCUGCGUGAUCCUCUGAGGGACCUCCCGCUCCUCAGCCUCUCUGGACGCAAAUCAGUUUUGCGAUGACGGUGGAUCCUGGCCGGUUUCCUCUCAGACUCACCUCACCUCAGCGACUGUACGUCCGUGAUGCCGACAGCCAUUUUCAUUAUGCCUUAACUGUUUUAACAUGUCAGCACGUUUUACUAACAGCAGCUUCUGCUCAUUCCUGUGCAAUAUAAACUAUUUUGAUGUGCUGCUUCAAAGACCAAAUAUCUGAUGAUUGUUUUAACUGUGUGUCUGCUGCUGGCCCCCCAGCAGAGAUUCAUCUACACACAAUGUUGUCACACCAACACUCCUUUUCCCCAGACUGUGCCUUAAUGCACCACCUCCACUAGAUGUUUCAGUAUAGUCUACAUUCUACUUUACAUUUACAGGAAGGAAAGGGAAAAAAUAGUACAAGGUAGAUCUGAAUAGUCAGUAAAUGAAACCAUAAAAACAUCGGCAGGCUCGGUCCUCGGAAGAGUGGCAUUUAGUGCAACAUGUAAGUGGUGAUUAUGUAUGAAAAUGUACUUCAAACAUUAUGAAAUGAAUAAACAUACAAAUAAAGAGUAAAGUACAAAAUCUUUAUACCGACAAUUGGCGAAAUAAAAAUGAAAAUGCAGCGAUUAAUGAUUUUAAUAAUAUAUAUUUUUUCCAUUUUGACUGUCAUAAGAGAGAGACUGCCAGAAUGUCCUCACGAUAUUUUUUCAACCAAAAUUUGUCCUGAUAACUCUAGAAAGACAACAAGUGACCACUUGUGUGUCAGUGGAUGAAAUGCUUUUUUGAAAUAGACAUUCAAAAGCUUUUUGUCUUUAAAGAAACAAUAAAAAUUACUAUAUAUAUAUAUAUUUAUACACAGUAAUUAGUUUAGUUAAGCAGUUGAAUCAUUUCACAAUUAAUUGAUUCAUCGAUCCAUUUUGCUUAAUUCAUUGCUAUGAUUAUUUCUUUCAUAAUGUCUCAUUAUUGUGUUCCAUUAUUAUGACAUCAUUUAAUCUAACUGAAGGCUCAUGUAUAAAUUAUCAGAUUAUUGAUCAUAACCACAAAACCAGCCCUGCUCUCAUAUCGUUGCAGCACACUGUUGAUGAAGUGUUCAAUAGGACACUACUUAUGGAAUGUCUCAAUGUCUAAUCAUCGAUCGUUUGCCACAUGUACAUGAGACAUGGGAGACGUGCAUAUGUUCACACGCACGGUUGUGUUUUUAAAAUGACAGCCGGCGUUUGUGUGGAUUUCAGUGACGCGUGAACAAACCAGACAUGAAAACCUGGUCACGAUCCUGAUUAUGUUUUCAUUUCUUUUUCAUCAUAACCAUAAUAUCCUCUAUCCUACAUUAUAUCCUUUAUCGACCAAUCAACAUUUAUUUAUGUUUCUCUUCUGUUUGACGCUUUGAUAGACUUUUUACUAACUCUUGUUUUUGCAUUGAUAAGCUGGGUGGGUAUUUUUACACUUUAUUUUUAUGAUCCUAUUUUUUACACCUUUCAAAAAGAAAAGAUUCUCUCUAAAGUUGUUGAACGAGGUGGAAGUAACGGGGCAACUUGACAAUAAAACUCUAUAAGAAGUC